CCUUUGUGUACGAUAAUUACCCAGCAUGCCUGUGGGCCGUCCUUUCCCUCCAUCUACCCCAGUAGUGACGGUAAACUUACCUGGAGAAGCGUGACGAUGCCUGGACGACUGUGGAGUAAGGCCAUCUUCACUGGCUACAAGCGCGGUCUGAGGAACCAGCGUGAACACACGGCUCUCCUGAAGCUGGAGGGCUGUUACACCAGAGAUGAGGUUGACUUCUACCUGGGAAAACGUUGUGCCUACGUGUACAAGGCCAAGAAGAACACAGUAACGCCCGGCGGUAAACCCAACAAGACCAGAGUGAUCUGGGGAAAGGUGACCCGGGCUCACGGCAACAGUGGCAUGGUCCGAGCCAAGUUCAGCAGCAACCUGCCAGCUAAAGCCAUCGGACACAGAGUCAGAGUGAUGCUGUAUCCUUCUCGGGUGUGAAGAGGAGCUAUCGUCUCAUGUGAUGUUGUUUGUACAGAAACAAUAAAAUGACCAGGUCUAAACCUGC
Molecule: messenger RNA, 496 nt
Organism: Seriola dumerili (greater amberjack)
Lineage: Eukaryota; Metazoa; Chordata; Actinopteri; Carangiformes; Carangidae
Gene: rpl35a
Product: ribosomal protein L35a
Exons: 5
Coding region: 97-429 (110 amino acids)
Biological process (GO): ribosomal large subunit biogenesis; cytoplasmic translation
Cellular component (GO): ribosome; cytosolic large ribosomal subunit
Molecular function (GO): structural constituent of ribosome
Source: RefSeq, a predicted model, not a curated record